CUGGCGGGAAGGGGUAAGAUGGCGGUGUAGGCGCGAGCCGGUGUGUCCUGCGCUCUGCCCUCGCCUCAGGCGCCCGUGUGUCACCUUCCGGCGGAGGCGGCUGGAUCCCGACUCGCAAGGCGGCCGCGGUGUGAGGCGGGAGGAGGAGGAGGACAAAGCCUCCGGUGCCGCCCUCGCCGUCAUGCCUAACAUCAAGAUCUUCAGCGGCAGCUCGCACCAGGACCUGUCGCAGAAGAUCGCCGACCGCCUCGGCCUGGAGCUGGGCAAGGUGGUGACCAAGAAGUUCAGCAACCAGGAGACGUGUGUGGAAAUAGGGGAGAGCGUGCGYGGGGAGGAUGUCUACAUCGUGCAGAGCGGCUGUGGCGAGAUCAACGACAACCUGAUGGAGCUGCUCAUCAUGAUAAACGCCUGUAAGAUUGCCUCGGCCAGCAGAGUCACCGCAGUCAUCCCCUGCUUCCCCUAUGCUCGCCAGGACAAGAAGGACAAGAGUCGAGCCCCAAUCUCUGCCAAGCUGGUGGCAAACAUGCUGUCUGUGGCUGGUGCAGAUCACAUAAUCACCAUGGACCUGCAUGCCUCUCAGAUUCAGGGCUUUUUUGAUAUCCCUGUUGAUAACUUGUAUGCUGAGCCUGCUGUACUGAAGUGGAUCAAGGAGAAUAUUCCUGAGUGGAAGAACUGUACCAUUGUUUCACCAGAUGCUGGUGGAGCUAAGAGAGUGACCUCCAUUGCAGAUCGGUUGAACGUAGACUUUGCCCUCAUUCACAAGGAGCGCAAGAAGGCCAACGAGGUGGAUCGCAUGGUGCUGGUGGGUGAYGUGAAGGACAGAGUGGCCAUUCUCGUGGAUGACAUGGCAGACACGUGUGGUACCAUCUGCCACGCAGCAGACAAGCUUGUGUCAGCUGGAGCCACCAAAGUUUAUGCCAUCUUAACUCAUGGGAUCUUUUCCGGGCCAGCAAUUUCUCGAAUCAACAAUGCCUGUUUUGAAGCAGUUGUUGUCACAAACACAAUACCCCAGGAGGACAAGAUGAAGCAUUGCCCUAAAAUCCAGGUGAUUGACAUCUCAAUGAUCCUUGCAGAGGCCAUCAGGAGGACUCAUAAUGGGGAAUCUGUCUCCUACCUAUUCAGCCAUGUCCCUUUAUAACAUCAGAUGCCAGCUGCUGCUUGUAUGGCUUUUUUUUUUUAAACCAAAAGUUGUUCGGCUUGUUAUAAAGUUCAGUAGAAGACUCUGCUUGUUCCAGUGCAGUUCUCCACAGCUGCUCCUGCAUAAGUCAGGCUCCCUGACUCUGAGCCCAGCACGGGGAGGUUGGGGGGAGSCUCCUCUCUCUAACACUCCAACCCCACCAGCAGCCUCGUGCSUUGGGGCCCGUCAGGAGCGUUGACUCAACCCUGCAGAUCUGUGGAGAGCAGGACUGACCCACGGCCAAUUGCCACAACUAUUUUUGGAGGRGGGUGGGGGGUAGGGAGAGGGUUUGUGGGCAGGGUUAGAUGGCCUGGCAUGUGUACCCCCAAUUGCUUGGGAAGUAGAGCUCCCUAGGACACGUUGGUCUGGAUCUACUGCAAGAGCCCGAGAGACUGCUGACGGUGUCACCACUCUAGGCUUGACAGGAGCCCUCCCAGAGGGACGGGCAGCCCUGCAUCUUGGCCAAGCUUAGCCCUAGGGGACACCUCCGGAUGGGAGGUGGCUCUGCAACAGCUCCCUCCCGUGAAAGGAGGGCAGUGUGGCUUGCAAACUUAAUCUGAAUUAUUGAAGAAACGCUAUGCCCCUUGACAUGCUACACAGCAAAAGUAAGGUGAGAGCGUGUAGCCUGUUCAGAACUGCUUUGCUGUGCUACCUUGGUGGGGAAAGGUGCGUCCUGGACAAGCACUCUGCUUCCUGGCGUGUGCGUAGAGGGCUCUAGUUCCUAGCAGAAGCUGAACCAAACGCCUUGUCUUUGCAGUUGCUGUUAGCCUUGCUAGAGACUAGAGAACUGCUGUCAUGUGCUGUAGCUGCACCUUGAUUUGCUGUGCUAAAGUACCUUGAUCCUGUUUUUUACCAGUACAUUAGUAAAUGAAGCCCCUGGCCCUCAGUAGUACGGUUGUUGUAUCCARCAAGUGCCUGCUCCAUAGAUGGAUUGGGGGUGACCCCGUGUGCAACAGCUCUGUGUCCAACUGUCCUUGCUUCAGAAGGCUGUUUGCAAUCCUGUUAUUCCACCAGCUCCAACACAUUCUCGUUGCUUGUCCUGCCUUGCCUUGAACGUGUUGCUCAUUCCAAUGACAACUUUGCAAGGGAGCUUGAAAAUUCCUGGAGGGUCAGAGGUUGCAGGACUGCACAGCCUGAGGAAGCCUCUGCAGUGGAUCUGGGGCAGCAAAUAAGAGCUUGUGGCAAGAGGUUGAGCAGGCUUUUGUGAUACCCAGUACUGGGAAAGCGUAGAUCUAACUCCAACCUGACAGGCAGCAAGGUGCCUGGAAGAGAAAUACCAAAACUAGAGCUGGCUGAGGCUCCUGGAUAUGAAAUAAGUAUCAUCCAAAACUUGAAUGCUUGAUAACUGUACCAGACAAUCUCAAGGUAAAACUGUUAAGCCUCUCCUGGACUCUUUUGGGGGUUAUAGACCAAGCUGCUUUAUGCAGUCUGGUUUCUACAAGCACUCCUCUUUGGUUUGUUUUUGAUACAAGGGAAGGGAAAGAGGGUAGAGAAGGAACUCGAAACUGCAUGUGAGGGUAGUCAGCACAGCUUGGAGAAGCAGGGGGCUGCGGAGGGUCUGGAAGUGAGAACCUUGGGGCGAGAGCUGGGGAAGUGCUGCCUUAGUUGUGCCUUUCAACGGAGACUUCUCCCCUCUCCCUUCCCGAAACUCCUGUCCCGUGGCAACUCCAACACUUCUAUUUUACAGUGUAGAGUUUUCUUUUGUAUAAGACUUGGUGU
Molecule: messenger RNA, 2896 nt
Organism: Nothoprocta perdicaria
Lineage: Eukaryota; Metazoa; Chordata; Aves; Tinamiformes; Tinamidae
Product: ribose-phosphate pyrophosphokinase 1
Exons: 7
Coding region: 182-1138 (318 amino acids)
Biological process (GO): ribonucleoside monophosphate biosynthetic process; 5-phosphoribose 1-diphosphate biosynthetic process; purine nucleotide biosynthetic process
Cellular component (GO): ribose phosphate diphosphokinase complex; cytoplasm
Molecular function (GO): ribose phosphate diphosphokinase activity; magnesium ion binding; ATP binding
Source: RefSeq, a predicted model, not a curated record